UGCAUUCUAACAAUCGAAAUCGCGCCUUGUUGUCGAACUUCAAACGUUGAAGAGAGUUCUAUCUUCUUUUUUCUUUACUGGCGCUGGCAGAAAUCAAAACUAGUUUCAAGGGAUGUGAACCACCAUCAGUGAUCUAGAGUACUGGUACCGUAUAUGUCGUAUAUUCUCAACGGUGAUGUCAUGGCAAGGAGAACGAACAAGACAGAACUUUUCCUUAUUUUGAGGGUCCAGUUUGUGCCUUGAUGUCAGGAUUCUGUGUCUCGAUAGACCUUCAUCCAUAUAAACAAGAAGUAUGAUAGAGAGUGUUAAAGCAAGACAGAGAGGGGCCCAGGACUUUGAAGGCUACUAUAGCCAGCUAUGUGCUCUUCAGGAUUCAUGUCCAUUGACGGCGGUCAAGGCCCACCUGGAUGAUGGCAUCCUGGAUCUUAAUGCUGAUAGGGUAAGGCAGCCUGACUGGAUGCCUAUCCUCAAUGCCUUACGUAUCAACAGAGGCCUUCAGUUCAUAGCAUUCAGGAGUUAUUAUCAGAGUUCCAAGCAGGAUGACUCGAGAUCACAUUUACAGACACAGGUUCGUCGACCUCCACCAAUCAGGUCAAGAGACAUUGCGCAUCGUCUGUGCAUUGCAUUAAGGGAAUGCCUAGCUAACAGUGAACAGUUACAACACUUAGAGUUACAGGGCUUGUUGCUGAGGGAAAAGAAUAUGGUAUCACUAUGUAAGGGGCUGGCAAAGAGCCGAUGCAUACAGCACCUGUCUUUAGAAUACUGCCGCAUAGGAGAUAGGGGUGUUGAAGUGCUAUGUCAGUGUAUCAAGAAUACACCAACCAUUGUGUCUCUCAACCUCACGGCAGCUGGACUCACUUGGAAGAGUGCAGAUAUGAUAGCAAAGCUGGUCAAGCAUCAAGCCACUAGGAGGCAUACAGAGGCAUGGAAAGACAGCCUGAGAUACCGCAGACCAGACCUUGAUCGUAUGCCAGGGAUACGAAGGAUCACAAUGAAUAACAAUCCACUCCUCAAUGACAAAGGAGCUAUGGCACUGGCUGAAGCACUGAAGGAUGACCUUUGGCUCAAAGCUCUGGACAUGCAGCAUUGUGGUAUAUCGAAUGCAGGAGCAAAGGCAUUUCUUGAUACCUUGCACCAGAAUACUAGUAUCGUUGUACUGGACCUGAGGAGGAACCCUUUAUUAGACCAAGACCUCUUAAAAGCCAUCAUAGAACAGGUCAUGAUCAAUUCAGGAGGACAGGAAGUAGAGUACAAAUGGUUGAGAGCAAGGAGCCCCAGUGGACCAUCUUCUAAGCAAAGGAACAAACGUAAAGGGAGGACCUCUUCCACCCAGAUUAGAAAAGUCAGCAGCAUCAGGAGCACUGUCAAAAACUCAAUUAAACCUGAGAGAAGAACCCGGUCUAAAUCUGAGAGUGGGAUCAUCAUUCACAGCUCAAAGACUGAGGUGGAGCCUGUCGUAAAAAGACCUGGGCCUGGGUUUGUUCCAUGGAGAACAGCUGCAAGAGCAAAUCAAAGAAGCAAGAGCAUCGUUCACAUUGAACCAGGAAGUCCAGAUGGUUCAUCUACACCCACCAGACCUGGAGCAUCAUCCAUCCAUGUACAUGUAGGUAACUCCAGUGAGGUUGAUACAAGCAUCAAGGACAGUAUUGACACACCUUUUACUCAUCUCUCCACUUCCACAGGUACUAGUGCUAUGUAUGAAGCAACCGUCAAUCGAAAGAUUAAGAAUCUUCAGGUUGAAGCUGAAGAGCUGAGGCGACGUCUAUACAUUGAGAGCAAGGCAAGGGCAGCCUCUGAUGAACGUGUGAUUGAACUAGAGGUUGAGAAUAGUCGAUUGAAGCACCAGCUUCAGCUCCUGGAGGCCAGGGGUCCUACCUCACCUCUCAAAAAGGGUGGUCCAGCGGAAGGAGAAGAGAAUGGGGAGGAUGAGGCAUUACUAGAGAGCAUUGAAGAGUCAUUCCAGAAAUUCCAUAGCUUCCUUGACCUUCUUAGAGAUGCUGGUCUUGGUCAACUAUGUACAUUAGUGGGACUGAGCACUCAAGACAUUAGUCAUCCUACGGUGAAAUCUAUCUUGAAGAACCACCAACCUUCAACUCAAUUAGGACCAUCUUCAUCAUCAGCACAACAAACACAUAGUGUCUACCAGCCUGGAAACUUGAUAUAUUCUAAUCAUCCAAUGCAACCAUCUCCAUACAUUGUCCCAUUCGGAGCAAUGGGUCCGAUGUUGCCUGGGAUGUUGUAUCCAAAUCAGACGUCUUCCUCAGGAGCUGGUAAUGUGAACUUCCAACAAGCCCUUGGGGCACAACCAGUGAACAUGGGUAUCUAUCCCCAAAUGAUGAGUACAUACCCACAGCAAAUGCCUAUGAUGCAGGGUCAGAUGCCUCAAAUGAACCAACCUUUGGCACCACAACCGCAGAUGUAUCAGCAACCUAUGCAACCAGUACUUGCCAAUCAACAGUCAUCCUCUGCAGGAAUUUCGAAUGGAGGUCUUCAGCCUGUCACAUCCAGUACUUCACAAUCCAAACAAUCAAGAGUGGACAACACUUUCACAUCAGGGGCAUCAACUCAAGUGACUGUAUCUAGCCAUAGACCUAUCCCAGUUACGUUGAAAAGUGAAGGCAUUCCUUUGGAAUCCAUGUCCAGCACAGAGGGUGUGUUUAUGCCAAGUGUUGUUCAGAUCUCUCAAGGAUCAGGCAUGUCAGAAGAUAAAAAACAAACAACCAGUGGAACUAUCCUACCAACAGUUGUAUCAAAAGCAGACAUACAGGUAUCACCUGAAGCUGAUGAUAUAUAUGAUCAGAACAAAGAGGAUUCCCUUCAUGAUCUUCCAGGAAGUCCCAAAGACAGUCCUCUUUCUCUUGGUGAGGAACCUGGCCUUCAGAAGGUUGAAGAUUCGUUUGAGUCAGACAUUGGAAACAUCAGACAAAUGACUGAACUUGAUUUUGGUGAGAGUAUCAAUUCCACACCUAGAAUGCCUGGCACUAAAUACACUGAAGACAGUCCAAGGGUAGAGAGUGCCACACCCACCAAAGGAAUCGGAUCUCCUACAGAGUCUGAUCACUCUGGAAGAGGGCCUCCAAGGGGUGCAAGCCCCAUUCAAAGUUACUCAGAGGACUUUGAAGGUGAAGCUAAUGAGGAUGAAAGUGACAUUGAAGAAGAUCUUUUCAAAGAUUCUGAAGGCAGUUUACCAGGAUUAACCAGUGAUGAUGAAUUCUAAACAACUGUACAUGACAGGAAAACAUGAGCAUGAUAAUUUUGUAUGUCUCUUAUUUACUAUAAAACUGCAAUUUAAAAGCAAUGAACAGAUAUGAUACUGUACAAUAGACCAGUUCGUAGUUACAUCAUGGACAGUUUUGGUCAAAUGACCUUUCAUUGUUUUCAUUAUGAUAGGCAGAUUUCAAAGCAAGAUAUUACGUAAGCAUGCCUUACAUAGCAGUAUGAAGAAAUUGGAUAGACCAGGUGACUAGAAUAGCACACCAAUGAACACUCCAUGAAGGUAUUUGUUGCAUUUUUACUUUAAAUGCAUAUUAUAGCAUGUUGUACAAUGUACUUGGCAAACUGUGAAAUACCAGUCAUUCGUGGACACAUUUUUGUUCUUUGUGGAUGUAAAUGAAAAACACAAUUCAAAAGAAUAUAUGAAUAAUCAAGACACCAAAGUUGGUGCUUAUCUCAUUAGAUUUUAAACCACCAUGUCACUUUAGUACCAAUGACCUUCUUCUGAUCAUGCGCAGAAUGGAACUAUGAACUGGCUUAUUGACCAAGAUGUAAAUUCAAAUUUUGAGAGUGAUUUUAACCCUAAAUAGACUGGGCUAUUUCAAUGCCUAAGAAGACGGGGGGGGGGGGGGGGGGGCUGAUUCAGCCCCCCUCCCUUAUGAUCUCCGUCGUCGAUCUCAACGAAAAUUGGCACUCGCGUUACCCAUGGCAUAAACAACAAAACUGUGAGAUCAAAUCCUGCAAAAAAAUCUCAUUGCUAAUUUGUUAUGCUAAUUUAUGCGUAAAAUCUCAAGUUUUCUCUAAAUAAUGCCCCUAAAAUACAAAUUUUUGGUUCACAGGCUCUUUAUAGAAAUCUGAUCAAAUGUACUUUUAAAAAAUGUCAACAUCACAUUUAUUUUCUUAUGUAUUUCUUUGUUUUUCAACUUUUGUGUUUUUUAUUGUUUUUUCAAUGAAAAUUGUCGGGGACUUUAUUUUGACCAUAAACAAGAUGAAAUUGAUCUUAAUCAGUUAAAGGAAAAAUGAUACAUUUAUGAAUUUUGGCUGAAAACACUAUUUGCAUUGGAUUUGUACACAAACUCUCGUUAUGAGCAAUUUUGGGUCUGCAUACACUUACGAAAUGUUACGUAAUUUCGGAACCGCGUACCCAGGGGUGACGAUUUUGGUCUCACAAGUUGCGCAAGACUUGAAAGUAAAAUUCAGCAGGUGACGUGGUCAAAAAGUUUUGUGCGGCAGAUUCAUCACAAAAAAUGUCAAGGGAGGCUGAAUCAGCCCCCACCCCCCAGUCUUAUUAGGGUUAAUACCGGUACCAGAACUCAAAAUGGAUUUAGUAUUUCCAUUACUCCAUCAAUCACCUGAGAAAAGAGUUCAGUGAACUUAGUAGUGGAAGCUUCCCUUAAAAUUUGCUUUCUCUUUAGUACAUCCUGUAGUCUUCAAUCAUUUUUUUUUUUGAGCAAAACAGAAAUGCUUUGCAACUUCAUAUUAAUAAAUUUAAUCUAUAUAUUGAUUAGGACUCAGAGGAGUUAUAACAUAUUUUUUUUUUUUUAACAUUGCCUGUUGGUGAUUUUCUAUGGAGAUUGGCAAACCUAUAUGGAAAUACAUAAAUUCGGCGUCACCAAAGAGUUUGAAAAUUAACCAGGUUAAGAACUUAAUUUCUUUAUAUAUAUGAAACUCUUGUGUGAUGGCAAACUAUCAACCAAGUGGGACUAUGGAAAUAAGUUACUUGGCUGGAUUUCUCAUUUUUUUGCUGCAUUAUGUACGGGCAUGGUCAUAUUUGCUCUGUUCUCUUUGUUUGCAACUUGUAAUUACUUUGCAGGUGUUGGCUCGUCUCAGAACGAGUAGCAAAGUAUCUAUUUGACACAUAAUGCAACAAUAUAUUGUAACAAUAUGGCAGAUAAGUUCAAGAAAUAAAUGAGAUGUCUCGCACAGUUUAUUACUUACAAAGUCCCACUUGGUUGAUUAAAAUAUACUAUGAAAUAUGAAAUUAAGCUCUUAAACUGGUUACUUUUUCUUUGGUGACACUGAAAAUCUUAUUACAUUAUACACCAAUGGGCGCACUGGUGACCGGCGGCAUCGGUCGAGCAUCAAUGCCAAGGCAGACCGAACUGUUUACUCGGGCCUAAUAUGAUAUAAUCUAUCAGCUUCAUAGAUGUAGUAAGCCAAAUACACUUGUUGCAACCAAUAUGAGGUUGGAUGAUAAGGACAAUAUCAUGUUGUUAAAUUUGUUGUGUAUACUUGGGUCAUUACACAUUGACUAAACGUGUAUGUCUUCUGAAGGGGAAAUGUUUACAGGAUUGAAUGAAGUGAUGUUUCAUUAAGUGAAUUCCCAUCCUUAAAAUUGUUGUUAAUUAAUAUUUUGAAGCAAUAGAAUGGUGCCUGUAUGUUAUAGCCUUCAUGUUGAUAUUGCAUGUUUGUGCAGCCAUACAGUGUAGCAUGGUCAACUGUUAAAAAAAAAAGCAAAACUGCUUGAUUUCAUCCCCUAUUCAUGAUGCAAAUUGAGCAAUAAAUGUUUUACCCAGUCAAUGAUUGAGCUGUUUUAACUUUAAAAAAGCAUGUAAAAUGUAUGCAAGAAAAAUCACUGUUUUGCAGCACUACAAGACUUACCCUGCACAUUUAUCUUCCCUUACACAAUUUUUAAAGCUAAAUUUGCAACACCCAGGUACACAGUUGAAAAAAAUGGAAUAUUGAAGUGUAUGUCUGAACCAAUAUUGCUCAAAAACACGAUUUCAUGUACGAUGCAAAUUCUGUUUCUAGGCAAAAUUCAGAACUGGUUUACUGAUUAAAAUCAAUUAAUUUCAUUUUAUUCAUGAUAGGAAGUGUUGCUGAGAACUUCUAUAAAAGACA
Messenger RNA from Lytechinus pictus (painted urchin), 6054 nucleotides. Its product is annotated as centrosomal protein of 78 kDa-like. Gene Ontology annotation, cellular component: centrosome. Gene Ontology annotation, molecular function: protein binding. The transcript has 12 exons. The record is from RefSeq and is a predicted model, not a curated record. NCBI's taxonomy places the organism in Eukaryota, Metazoa, Echinodermata, Echinoidea, Temnopleuroida, Toxopneustidae. Bases 293 to 3217 code for a protein of 974 amino acids.